UGUUAAUAGUCUGUAUGAAGAGGGCUCUGAAAAUAAUCCCAUAAAAUGUAUCUGGCACCUGCAGUAUUUCGUCAUCGGUUAGCAGACAGUCCAAUCUCACAUCACCGACGGUAGACCGUUCAGUUCGAGGGAAUCCCUCUUGACGUACAGUGUUGUGGGCAGUGUAGCCCAUUAGUGAUAAACAAUGAACAGGGCUCGUAUGCUAUCAAAGCUUCUAAGUCAGGCACCACCGGGAACUCCCCUGGUGGCUGUCCGAGCCUGGUUUGUUGGUGGUGUAAGAGGAAAGGCUUCAGCACCACCACCACCUACUGCUUUGGCAGCAGAACCCUUCUUAAAUGGAUCCUCGUCCAAUUAUGUGGAGGAAAUGUACACUGCUUGGCUCCAAGACCCAAAAAGUGUCCAUCAAUCUUGGGACACCUUUUUCCGAAAUGCUACAAGAGGUGCACAGCCUGGACAAGCAUACACUUCACCACCUACCCUAGCAGAACCUACUCCCCAUCAUGUACCAUUAUCAGCCCUAGCUCCUAUAAGUGCUGGACCACCAGCUGCUGCUCUGAGUCAAAAAACAAUUGAUGAUCACCUGGCUGUUCAGGGUAUCAUUCGAGCAUAUCAGGCUCGUGGACACUUGAUUGCCGCUCUGGAUCCACUUGGUAUCGAUCGUGAGGGUGUAGCAGAACGGCCAGCAACAACGAUGCCAGCAAGAACUGUCGUGAGGCAGUAUGCCGAUGCAAUUGAGGAAGAAGACUUGGACAGGUCUUUCACAUUGCCCAUGUCAACAUUCAUUGGGGGCAAUGAAAAAACCAUGACCUUGCGAGAAAUAAUAAAGAGGCUAGAAGAUACAUAUUGUCGUUCUAUUGGUGUUGAAUUCAUGUUUAUAAACUCCCUGGAGCAAUGUAAUUGGAUUCGACAGAAAUUUGAAACUCCAGGUGUUAUGCAUAUGGAGCCUCAGGAGAAGAGACUUCUCUUGGCACGUUUGACAAGAUCCCAUGGGUUUGAGGCUUUCUUGGCAAGAAAGUUUUCAUCUGAAAAGCGCUUUGGUCUUGAGGGAUGUGAAAUUCUAAUUCCUGCAAUGAAACAGGUAAUAGAUCGAUCUACUUCCCUGGGCGUAGAGAGUUUUGUUAUGGGAAUGCCACACAGAGGCAGACUUAAUGUGCUGUCAAAUGUGUGUCGGAAGCCACUGGAACACAUAUUCACACAGUUUAUUGGUCUAGAUACUGGUGAUGAGGGAUCAGGUGACGUUAAGUACCAUUUAGGAACAUAUCAAGAACGACUUAAUCGAGUAACGAACAAGAAUAUUCGCCUGGCUAUUGUAGCCAACCCUUCACAUCUUGAAGCCUGCAACCCAGUUGUUCAGGGAAAAACACGAGCCGAGCAGUUUUAUCAUGGUGAUUCUGAGGGAAAUAAGGUUCUGUCUAUUUUGCUUCAUGGAGAUGCUGCUUUCUCAGGCCAAGGCAUUGUUUAUGAAACCUUCCAUUUAUCAGAAUUGCCCCAGUACACUACUCAUGGUACCAUUCACAUAGUGGUCAACAAUCAGAUUGGUUUCACUACAGAUCCUCGUAUGUCCCGAUCAUCCCCAUACUGUACUGAUGUUGCCAGGGUUGUCAAUGCUCCUAUAUUCCAUGUCAAUGCUGAUGAUCCUGAAGCUGUAAUGCAUGUUUGCAAUGUAGCAGCUGACUGGCGCAACACUUUCCACAAGGAUGUUGUCAUUGAUUUGGUCUGCUACAGACGUAAUGGUCACAAUGAAAUUGAUGAACCUAUGUUCACCCAGCCACUUAUGUACACACGAAUAAGGAAACUCAAGCCUGUUGUUGAAUUGUUUGCAGAGAAACUAAUGAAUGAAGGUGUUGUCACCAAACAAGAAGUAAAGGAAGUGACGGAUAAGUAUGAAAAAAUCUUAGAAGAUGCCUUCCAAGCUGCUCAAACAGAAACACAGGUGUUCAACAAGCAUUGGAUAGAUUCUCCUUGGUCUGGUUUCUUUGAGGGUAAAGAUCCUUUGAAGGCCACACCUACUGGUGUACAUGAAGACACCCUUUUCCACAUUGGAAGAAGAUUUUCAAGUGUCCCUCCUAAUGCCAGUGAUUUUGUGGUUCAUCGUGGCCUUUUGCGUAUUUUGAACAGUCGUAUGGAGAUGGUAAAUGCUCGAACUGUUGACUGGGCUCUUGGAGAAGCUAUGGCAUUCGGUUCUUUGUUGAAAGAAGGCAUCCAUGUACGACUGUCUGGCCAGGAUGUCGAGAGAGGAACAUUCUCACACAGGCAUCAUAUCCUUCAUCAUCAGAAGAUGACUAAAGAUACAACUGUUGAUAAGUCACAGUACAACAUUCUAGCAAAUCUGUAUCCAGAUCAGGCCCCAUACACUGUGUGUAACUCUUCCUUGUCAGAAUAUGCAGUACUUGGCUUUGAACUUGGCUUUUCCAUGACCAAUCCUAAUGCACUUGUAAUCUGGGAGGCUCAGUUUGGUGAUUUCAACAACACUGCUCAGUGUAUCAUUGAUCAGUUCAUAUCAUCAGGCCAGUCAAAAUGGAUUCGCCAGUCUGGAUUAGUCUUGUUGCUUCCACAUGGCAUGGAAGGCAUGGGACCUGAACACUCAAGUGCACGACUCGAACGAUUCCUUCAGAUGACUGCAGAUGAUCCUGAUAUCUUGCCUGCUUUCACUGAGGACUUUGCUAUUCGCCAGCUAUCAGAUAUCAAUUGGAUAAUAGCCAACUGUUCCACCCCUGCAAACUAUUUCCACAUUUUACGGCGACAGAUUGCUCUUCCUUUCCGUAAACCUUUGAUUUUGAUGACCCCGAAGUCACUCCUCAGGCAUCCUGAUGCCAAGUCGUCUUUUGAUGAAAUGACUGAAAAGUCUGAAUUCCAAAGAGUGAUUCCCGAAAGAGGCCCAGCUUCUGAAAAUCAUCAAAAUGUCAAACGAGUAAUCUUCUGCUCCGGUAAGGUGUAUUAUGACCUCAUAGCUGCUCGUAAGGAUGCUAACCUGGAAGACAAAAUAGCUAUCUCAAGAGUUGAACAGAUUGCGCCUUUCCCACAUGAUCUAGUGAAGCAGGAGUGUUUGAAAUACGCAGGAGCAGAUCUUGUAUGGGCACAGGAAGAACACAAAAACAUGGGUGCUUGGUCAUAUGUUCAACCACGUUUUGCCACAGCUCUCAACCAGGAAAGACACCUUACUAAUGAGAUUCAGAGGCACACACAAGGCUCAGUGGAGCAUGGGUCUCAGUCUUGGUACGAAUAUUGGUUCCCUUGGCUCUUUCCAACGUCAAGUCCUACUGAUGUAGCUGCCGAUUCAACUGAUAGUCAGAGUUCUACGAUAUCUUCCCAUAAAAGGGUAGUGAGGUAUGCUGGGCGCCCUGCGUCUCCAUCUCCUGCUACUGGAAGUAAAAAGACUCACAUUCGAGAAUUGAAGCAACUUCUGGAAGAUGCACUUGCUCUUUAAGGAUUUCAAUUGGAAGCGUUGUAGUGACAAAAGUAAAGCACUACAAUAAUCCUUUACUUUUUUUAGAUUUAAAACUAACUAUUAACAUCCAUGUUACGUAAUUGCUCUUUACACAGGUUUAAUGAAAAUGUCGAAACUGGCCUGGAACUGCAGUUAUGACUUUUGUUAUAGAUUGACAGUUUAUCAAUCUUCUUAACAGAAUGCAUAAGCUCAUUGAAAUAAUUUAUUUUAGAAUUAAAUGUAGAGAGCAGUCAAAAUUUUGGCCUUUAGAAUUACAAUUCAGUUAUCAUAGUAUGUAUGUAUGUGACACACUUAUAUACAUGUGCAACACACACUAAAGGCCCUUGUAUCCUGAACUACUCAGACUGAGAGGGAUCCAUAUAUAUAUGUUUUGUAUAGCAAACCAUUUUUAUAGUCAAGCAUAUCUUAGCAAAUCUACUUAUACAAGAUAGUUUAUGAAGAUUAUAUAUAAAGGAAGAAUAUAUAAUCAUUAAAUGAAGAUUAUAUAUAAAGUAAGAGUAUGUAAUCUUUAAAUUAAGAUUACAGUAUAUAUGAAGGAAGAAUAUGUAAUCAUUAAAUGCUUAUAAAGAUGCAAUGCAAAUAAUGUACAAGAAAUGAUAAUCUGUAAGGAAAACUGCACAUAGCUACUCUAAUUUACACACUUAAAUUCCUAAGGAACUUUUUUCAUGGGAUAAACUAAGUAUAUGACACAAGAUAACUUUAAACUUGUGCAUAUUGUAAUAGGAGAAAAGUUGUUUAAAAAAAAUACCCUUAUUCAGUCAACUAGCUGGACUCGGCAGAUCAUUUGAUUUUAAUAGUUACUUAACUUUUCUAAAAGAUGAAGAAAAAUAUUGAUGGGUAACAUUAGUUACAUAUGAUGGGACCAUUGAACAUACAUAUUUUUUUCAGUCCCUAAUGGCUCAGCAGUUCAGCUGUACCUCAUAUAAACACAGCUUGGUUUGAAGUUACUCUAGAUUUUCUAUUCCUCAUUCUUUAUGGAAAUGAAACCAACUUGUGUGAAUAUAAAAGAACUAUCUUUAACCAAAACUAAAUGCUGUAUUUUAAAAACCUCUUUAAAAUCUUAAGCAAAAGCACCAUAAUUUACUCAGUUAAAGAGUAAAGUAGUAUUGCUAAUUUGUUUAACAUUAUUUAUUCUCAUCAAAAGCCACCAGUGGCUUCAGUCAGUCUGACAAUGGUUUGAAAUUUAUGCAUUGCUUGCAACAUCUGAUAUCUUACUGUCAGCUAGGUGGGUUCUAGAUAUGAGGUUCUAUACUGUGUCUGUAUAUACAUAAAUUAAAUAUAUACACAUUUAUUGUACAUGUAUGUAAGAAAACUAUUUGAAUUAGUGUAUAUAUAUUUUUCUUUGUGUGAAUUACCUUUGUUUAUACAGGAUGUUGUAUUCUCAGAGAUAAUAUUCAAUAUUUUCACUAUUUAUUUUUUUCAGUUACAGUACAUUAUAUUUAUGAUUUGGGGCUGUUUUUAAAUGCAAGAGUAACAUGAGCUAGUCUUACUUUAAAUUUAUUAUAUUUCAAUCAUAUCACAUAAAAAUUGAAAAUAUUUUUUAUUUGAUGGACAAGUUCAUGUUUAGUAUGUGAUGUAAAUGAAUAUAUUUUUCUGAGAUUGCAUAAUUAAAGUACAGUUUGAUUUGAUGGCUUUGGAGGAUUGUAGAUUGUUAGAAGGAACUCGUAUGUAGUAGCUUUUAAAUUUUGGCUUCAUGCUUUCGAAUAAGCUCAGUGUUAACAUGCAGUUUAAAGUUUUUUUGUUUUUUAUCACAAUGAUGCUCAAGUAGCCAAAAAUAUGCAGAUUUGUUGACCAUAUUUUGUACACAUUUUACCAAUUUUUAACAUUGUUAAUUGAAUGUAAAACUUAUUUUCCUAUGCUUUAGAGGAUUAAAAAAAAUGGGGAAAAAAUCACUGGGACACCCUCUCUUUUUGGUCUCCACUUUCCCUCUAUGUAUGGGCUGUCCAUGACUGAAAUGCUCUGGCAAUAUCUGCCAUUGACAUUCAGUGGUGACUCAAAAUCUACCUAAGUAUAUUGGAAUUUUAAUAUAGCCUAUGGCAACACUACUGCUUUGGCAGAGGUUGAUCCUGUUACAUUAAUAUUAAGGAGAGUAUUCAGGAGCAAGGGUGUAAUAUAUUGUGAUUGUGCUCUUUUAAAGUGCAUUUGCUCCUGCUAUUUUUAUAGGACUUUGUACUGUGUAUCUCUUCAUGCAAAUUCAGUCCCUCCAUGAUCCACUUGUGGUUAGAGGAAGUCCUAUAUUCUCAUGCCUAAUAUUAGGAUGAACCCACCAGGCAGCAAAUUAGCGAUAGUUUUUUCCCUUUUAAGCUGAGCUUGUUUCAUUAUGCAGUGGCUGUUUCUUCAUGCAUAGUACAGCUGUAGAGCUUUAUUUCUACAUAUAGAAUCUAUCAAGUUGAGAGAAAACAUGUAACAGUGUAUCUAGUUAUAUAAAUGAUUCAAUGUCACUAAAGGAACAUGGUCUUAUUUUAAAAAAUAUUUCUUCUUUUUUAUUCAGCAAUACUGAUUUAAAAGGGAAUAUUUGGGUAUUCAAUUACAGGAGUGUUGAUAUUUUAACUGUUUAGUGGUAUAAUAGAUGUGUACUUACACAAGCUCUCACCAAUGACCAGUAUUGUUUCAAAAGUUCAGGAGUGCUUACAUUAACUCUCCCAGUUUAAGUGAUAACUUGUAUAAAAGUUCAGUAUCAACAUACGUAUAUUAGUCUUUGGGCACUUAAAUUUAAUUCCUUAAUGAGUAUAGCCAAUGUAUAUUUGCUUUCUUUGCUGAUUUUGAGCACCAAGUGCCUAUUCUGCACCAUCUGCAU
Macrobrachium nipponense is the source of this 6245-nucleotide messenger RNA. RefSeq names its product 2-oxoglutarate dehydrogenase-like, mitochondrial (gene Nc73EF). Gene Ontology annotation, biological process: tricarboxylic acid cycle. Gene Ontology annotation, molecular function: thiamine pyrophosphate binding; oxoglutarate dehydrogenase (succinyl-transferring) activity. NCBI's taxonomy places the organism in Eukaryota, Metazoa, Arthropoda, Malacostraca, Decapoda, Palaemonidae. The record is from RefSeq and is a predicted model, not a curated record. Gene Ontology annotation, cellular component: mitochondrion; oxoglutarate dehydrogenase complex.